AUGCGUGUCCUCUGUUGGAAUUGUCGUGGAGCAGGCAGUAGCAGGUUUGUUCGGGUCAUGAAGGAGAUGAUUCGUGACCACCGACCGAAUAUUGUGGUAAUAGUUGAGCCACGAAUCAGUGGAGCUAAAGCUGAUGCUGUAUGUCGGAAAUUCUCGGAUUAUUCGGUUGAAAGAGUUGAGGCGCAAGGCUUUUCGGGAGGCAUCUGGGUCUGGUGGCAACCAAAUGUUGUACAGGUGACAGUACAUGACCGCCAUGAACAGGCUUUGCAUUGUCGUAUUUCUCAGAAUGAUCGCACAUGGGAGUUUACGGCCGUGUAUGCUAGUCCUUCUAUAAUGAAUCGGAGAGAUCUCUGGAGUUGUCUUUCAACCAUUUCAGCAGGUAUCACAGGACCAUGGGUUGUAUUGGGAGACUUUAAUACGAUUCUCGAUGCGUCAGAAAAGAAGGGCGGAGCUCCAUUCAAUCCAAUCCCGGCAGCCCACUUCCAAGAGGCACUAGAUAAUUGCGGACUAAUGGAUCUAGAGAGUAGCGGACCACGUUUCACAUGGCACGGCCCUGUACAAAUUGGGUAUGAACGGGUCUUUGAGAGGUUGGAUAGGGCGGUCUGUAAUGUGGAAUGGCGUACGACAUUUACUGAUUGUAGUGUUCGUGUUUUGCCCCGACUGAAAUCAGACCAUCAUCCUCUCUUGCUUGAUACAACUGGCUUUCGGGGCAGUCAUCAAGGGCGAAGACCUUUCCGCUAUAUGGCUGCCUGGCAUUUACACAAGGACUUCCCCCGAUUCGUUCGUGAAACAUGGCACAACGUCACUGAUUUACCUGGGGGUCUAACUUAUUGUCGAGAGCAGCUACAAAUUUGGAAUCGAAACAUGUUCGGCUCGAUUAAUCGGAGAAAGGAGAAGUUGAUGGCUCGCCUUCUAGGGAUACAAUCCAAACUUCAGCGAGGAACGAAUCCUUUCUUAUCGAGGCUCAAGGCAAAGUUGUCGGCUGAGCUGGAAGAGGUGCUAUCACAAGAGGAGAUCAUGUGGUAUCAAAAGUCUCGAUCGGAAUGGGUGAAGCUUGGAGAGCGAAACACAAAAUAUUUCCAUGCCAAAGCAGUCCAGAAGCGUAGACGUAUUCGAGUUGAAAUCCUACGAAAUGACGAGGGGGAGUGGAUCAAUGACGAGGCUAUGUUGAAGUGUAUGACUCUUAGACACUUCCAGCGACUAUAUGUGGCAUCUAAUGACAUACGGCCUACUACUUUACUAAAUGGUUUUCCUGCUGUUCUACAUGAUAAGCUCCAGCAUCUUGAUAGAGCUAUUACACCGGAAGAAGUUUACAGGGCUCUCUUUGAUAUGGAUCCGUUUAAGGCGCCGGGUCCCGAUGGCUUCCAAGCGGUGUUCUUCCAAAAGAAUUGGUCGGUUAUCUCUGAAGCAGUCAUUAAAUUUGUGCGGGAUGUCUUUGAGAACAGACGGUCCAUAGCUGAAGUGAACGAUACUCUAUUGGUGCUUAUUCCAAAAAUUCCUCAGCUAGAGACACUGCAUAACUUUCGACCGAUAAGCUUGUGUAAUGUUGCCUUCAAGCUUGUAACGAAAUUGAUCGCCAAUAGGCUGCAACGCUAUAUGUCGGAUUUGAUCUCUCCGAAUCAAGUCAGCUUCGUCCCUGGGAGACACAUUCAAGACAACAUUGUCAUUGCGCAAGAACUGGUUCAUACCAUGAGCCGAAUGCGAGGGAAAAAACUCUUCAUGUCGAUCAAGAUUGACCUUGAAAAGGCCUAUGAUAGACUGAGUUGGGACUUCAUUCGUGACACCUUAGCUAUUGCGGGGUUCCCUUCGAAUUUGAGACGAGUAAUCCUACAGUGUAUUACGACGGCCUCGAUGCAAGUUCUGUGGAAUGGGGAGCUUACGGAGUCUUUCAACAUGGGUCGUGGAAUCAGGCAAGGCUGUCCUCUUUCUCCUUAUAUUUUUGUCCUUUGUAUAGAGAGGUUGUCGCAUUUGAUUUCUAGUGCAGUAGGGGAUGGGAUUUGGAGACCAAUUCGAACAGGUAGGCAUGGGUCACCAAUUUCUCACCUAAUGUUCGCGGAUGAUCUGUUGCUCUUCUCGGAGGCUUCGAUGGAGCAAGUACAAGUCAUCAAGAACGUGUUGGAUGCAUUUUGUGCAGCUUCGGGGCAGAAGGAAUUUUAUAUGGGGUCACUUGGCCGAUCAAAGGAAGCUUCACUUGGUAGCUGGGAGACCCUUACACGGCCUGUGGUCGAAGGUGGCUUGGGACUACGAAGACUCAGGCAGGCUAACGACGCAUUUCUGGCUAAAUUGGGUUGGGGUCUAUUGACUGAAAAGGAGGCUUUUUGGGUACGGGUACUUACACAGAAGUAUGUGGGGCGUGUAGAUGAGGGUUUGAAGUUAAAGAUUUCGCCCCAAGAUUCAUGGCUAUGGAAAGCAAUUGCGCGGGCUUGGAAUCAGGUUUCGGAAGGUGCUACGUGGGCCAUCAAUCGUGGUGAUAGGGCCCGGUUCUGGGAGGACAGUUGGAUUCCUAAUUGUCGACCGUUAUUAGAUUUGUCGCGAAGGGAGGUGCCCGCAGAUCUGCGAGGCCGACCAGUGGCGGAUUUUGUAGAUGUCAGUGGCAGCUGGAAUUGGAACGUAUUCUCGGAUUGGUUGGAUCACUCUUCGAUGUUGAAGUGGGAUGGACCACAAAGGAUCCGUUCGUUCCUCUGGCUCGCCGGGCAUGACCGAUUGCUUACAAAUGAACAUCGGGUAAAAAGAAAUUUAGCUUCAUCCUCGCUGUGUGCUAGUUGUAAUAUUGCUGUGGAAAAUACUCUCCAUGUUCUACGAGAUUGUUCUUUGUCUUGUGCGGUCUGGAAGCAGCUAAUACUGCGCUCCAUGUGGCAAUCCUUCUCCUCUGUGCCUUUGAAUAAUUGGCUGGUCCAAAAUUUGAGUAUUAAGGUAAAAAAUCAGAAGGGUAUCUCAUGGGCAGUGGUGUUUGGCGUGGGCUGCUGGCUUAUGUGGUCGUGGAGAAAUAAGUCAAUUUUUGACCAAACCUUUUCUAGGCCGCAAGAUGCGCAUGUGUCCAUUCUUCGGGCGGCCGAGUCCUUCUCUGUAGGAUGGCAGGAUCAGGUUGUAGUUCGCAGAACUGUUAGGGAAUGGCAACUCGUGGGUUGGAAUCGACCUUCACGUGGGUGGAUCAAGUUAAACACGGAUGGAGCCUCGAAAGGGAAUCCGGGUCCAGCAGGAGCGGGAGGAGUCCUUCGGAAGGAGGAUGGUGUCUGGACCGCGAGUUUUGCGAGAAAUGUUGGGAUUGCAACGGCAGUAGUGGCGGAGUUAUGGGGAGUGCUUUCAGGAUUGGAGCUGGCAUGGGAGCUCGGUUAUCGGCUUGUUUUAUUGGAAGUUGACUCUUUAUUAGUCACUCGUCUCAUCGCUGGUAGUGGGCCGAGAGCACCACAAUUGAGAACCAUAGUUCGGGAGAUUCGUUCGUGGCUUGAGCGUGACUGGCAGGUUGAAGUCAGUCAUCAGUACCGGGAAGGGAAUUCUGUAGCGGAUUGGAUGGCACGAUGGUCACUUAGCCUACCCUUGGGGUUACACAUUCAACAUAUUCCACCGCCGGAAGUUAGAGCUCUACUUGCUGGAGAUAUUAUUGGGGCUGCCUUACCCCGUCUUUGUUCGAUUUAG
This is a messenger RNA of Punica granatum (pomegranate), 3636 nucleotides long. The record is from RefSeq and is a predicted model, not a curated record. NCBI's taxonomy places the organism in Eukaryota, Viridiplantae, Streptophyta, Magnoliopsida, Myrtales, Lythraceae.